AUGGUGGAAAUCGCCGAAAUGCCGUCCAUAAUCGUUGACGAACCGUCGGCAUGUCCGCAAUGUCCAAAAACGUUCGCAAACGUACGGCUGUUGCAACAACACCAGCAAAUGUUCCAUUCUGAUAAGUCGUUCAUCUGUGAAAUAUGUGGAAAAGCAUUUCGUUUCCGAUCCAAUCUAGCUGAACAUCGAUCUGUUCACACAGCGUUGAAACCUUACGUUUGUAAGUAUUGUGGAAAAAGCAGUCGUCUGAAAGGUAAUCUUACAAAGCACAUUUUGAAACACCAUAAGAAAGAGCAGAACGAACAAAUCGGGAAAGACGAUAUUAUUAUUAAAAAGGUAAACAAAAUGAAAUCUACCGCCUGUAAGAUCGAAAUAUACGUAUUUGAUGGCACUUUAACCGUGAGCUGCGGGUUCUGUGCAAUCCGCGACGGAACUCGUUUAGGUAUGUUAAGGUCGAUAUUGAUAUCACUGGGACUCGACUACAGUCAUUCGUUAGACCUCCGAGACAGUCCGGAGGCGAGCGCUAGCCCCGAAAACGGUGAGAUAACACCUCCUUUUAUCAUGAGAAGAUUCCGGAAAGGGAUUUACUGUCUAGCUACCGAUAUAGUAGUGGAAUACGUGACUGAGUACGGUUCGUCUCUGCACGUUCACAUGACUCUCAAUCAUGGCUUCCCUCCGCCAGAAUCAACCGGCUCAUCCGAGGAGAAGACGAGUGAAUGCGAAGCUACAGCCGACGAUGGCUGUCUACGAACCGAGUUACGAGCGCUGCGUAGCUGCGUCUGUGACCUGAAAUCGCAGAUCUCGGACAUGCGUCAUACUCAGACAACUCCCAAGACUGAACAGAUGCUUUCUGGCAUGGACACUCGAAUUGGACGUCUUGAAAAACAACUGGAAGUGGCGUUGAAUUCCAUAUACACUCUGGUACAACUGACUACUGGCAUGAAUAACAACGUGACGCGCUUUCGAGAGGACGCCGUAGACCAGCUGAAGAGCAUUCGUUCUCACCUGGAUUCCGUAAUGUACUUUACCUUCAUACAGCGACACUCAUAUAGAAGAGCAAAAAUCCCCAGGCAAUAG
Messenger RNA from Angiostrongylus costaricensis, 1077 nucleotides. The record is from the annotation of a GenBank genome assembly. Lineage: Eukaryota; Metazoa; Nematoda; Chromadorea; Rhabditida; Metastrongylidae.